AUGAAAAGAGCAACCUCGCACGCCAAUGCCUUAGCGACUCCAACAGGUCCUCCUCGCAAUGACCUUCCACAUGCUCAGUUUACUCCACCACACUUCAAAGCUCUAGUAAAUCACAAUAUCUCGACACUGACAAUCAGUCCACUGGCAGCACCCAGCGUCGUGAGCGCCAUUCAGACUUCAGUAGACUCGCCAGCAAACAUCAGUAAUGGUUCUUUCCUUGGCGGACAGCAGAAGGCGCCAUCACGGGCUGAACGGCUGAGGAUGUGGAGACAUGAUGCCUUGAUGCAGCAUCAGUACGAAGCAGCAGCAUUCAUCGGCGACAAGCUGCUAUCCAUGACUGGAGACCCAAAUGAUGCGUUUUGGCUGGCGCAGGUCUAUUACAGCACUGGUCAUUAUGCUCGGGCACAAGGUCUACUUAUGCAGAAGGAUCUACUCGACAGCAGUGUUGCUUGCCGUUACCUGGCUUGUUUAUGUCUGACAAAACAACUAAAAUGGCAAGAAGCUUUGGAUCUGCUAGGCGAGCAUAAUCCCUUCCGAUCUGACGCACGCGUCAAGAAUCAAGACGGUGGUAUCAAACUGGAAGCAUCCAUGUGUUACCUGCGAGGUUUUAUCUACGCGCAAAUGAACAACUUCGAUCGAGCAAAAGAAUGUUACAAAGAGGCUGUCCAGGUGGACGUGAAGUGCUUCGACGCUUUCGACCAGCUGAUAUCGAAUAACUUGAUGACAUCAAACGAAGAGUGGGAUUUUGUUAAUAACUUGGAUUUCAAUGCCCUUGACCCAGACGACGCAGAGUUUGUCAAAAUGAUUUACGUCACCAAACUUAACAAGUUCAAGGCAUCAGAGGAGUUUGUCGAGGCUGAGGAGCGACUAGCUCGCGAUUACAAUCUUCAAAACAACCAUGACCUGCUCUUAUGCCGGGCUGAGAUGCUCUAUGUCCGACGGCGGUACAAAGCCUGCUAUGAAAUCACCGAAAAGAUCCUUGAUGCGGACAUGUACAAGUUCACUGCUCUGCCAAUACAUGUUGCUUGCAUGUACACACUAGGGAUGAAGAACGAUCUUUUCCUAUUUUCGCAUAACCUGACCGACCAGCAUCCCAACGAGCCAGCUACAUGGUUUGCUGUUGCCGUUUAUUACUUCGCCACGAAUAAGAUCACAGAAGCUCGUCGAUAUUUCAGUAAAGCUUCUUUGAUGAACCCCCAAUUUGGUCCUGCCUGGAUUGGCUUUGCUCAUUGCUUUGCGGAAGAAGGUGAACACGAUCAGGCAAUCUCAGCAUACUCGACCGCGGCACGAUUAUUUCAAGGGACACAUUUGCCUCCUUUAUUCUUGGGGAUGGAGUACCUUAAGCUGGAUAACAUUCCCCUAGCCGCCGAGUACUUCAGGUCGGCUCAUGGCAUGUGUGAUUCAGAUCCAUUAUUGCUGAAUGAACUCGGUGUCGUUGCAUAUCACAAUAAUAACCUGGAGUAUGCCGUGAGUGCUUUCCGUCAGACGCUGAAGGUGGCGAAGGAAAUCGAGAGCGAUGAACGCUCGUGGGUCAUAACCUGGGCGAAUCUUGGACAUUGUUGCCGUAAACUGAGGUUGUUUGACGAAGCACUGACAUACUUUGAGAAUGUGCUACGUAUGUCCCCACGAGACUCCGGUGUCUACAUCGCAAUUGCACUCAUCAAAUUGGAGAUGGGCAAGUCAUUUGACGCGUUACACUACGUCCAUCAAGCACUGAGUGUUACUCCUGCAGACCCUAUAGCAAGUGAUGUAUUGCAGCGUGCACUUGAAGCCAAUGGUUCUGAUUCUCUCGGAGGAUCAGGUCUUGAUCUCGACGGUGAAUUCUUCUUUGAUGAUGAGUCGGAUCCUAUAUUUGUUGAUCCCUCUUUUGGUGGGCACCCUGAGAGCUCGUUUGCGUUACCCUCCAUGAACCAAAGCGCGAGCUCUGCGGGGCAGUUUGCUCCACCUACUAGUGAAGGCUAUGAUUCGGAGGUUGCUGAUAUGGAGGAAAGUAUGGAAGUUUCGAAUACGAGUGAUUGA
Molecule: messenger RNA, 2019 nt
Organism: Saitoella complicata NRRL Y-17804
Lineage: Eukaryota; Fungi; Ascomycota; Saitoellomycetes; Saitoellales; Saitoellaceae
Product: TPR-like protein
Exons: 7
Coding region: 1-2019 (672 amino acids)
Biological process (GO): cell division
Molecular function (GO): protein binding
Source: RefSeq, a predicted model, not a curated record